GAACGAUAAAGGAGCUUUGGCAAUUUCGGCGCCGGUUGCAAAGGCUUACCUCACGGCCCCCUUCGAGAUGGGUGUGUUCAACUUCUCCGCCGUCUACCAGCUUCACAAGCAGAGCAGCAAGGAGACUCGUCAGCCGCUCCGACCAGAACGGCUGCUGAAGUUCAUCAUGACCUUGGAGGACGUUUCUGUCACAAAAGUGGAGAUGGAGCAGGCACCCUUCCUGCCCGGGCACUUUGUGCAGAGCGAUGGGCAGAACUACGUGUGCUAUUUCUUCUCUAUGCACGACUGCCUGACGUCCGAUAAGGUGAAGGAGCUGAAGAAGACCGGCCUUCAGUUCGGUGGGAUUCAGGAGAGUGGCCUGGAACGCUGGACUUGCGAAGCAGCGCCGCAGUGA
Symbiodinium pilosum is the source of this 394-nucleotide messenger RNA. The record is from the annotation of a GenBank genome assembly. Lineage: Eukaryota; Dinophyceae; Suessiales; Symbiodiniaceae.